CAUACCCUGUAGAUGACAAACGAUCUUACGGAAAACCUGAAAAAGAGUCUAUCCCUGUUCAGCGGAAGAAUUGUGAAAUCGAUUUGGAAAAAUCUUCUUCGGUGUUUCCCGGGCAACCGCUCGACUGUGCUGACAUCCGGGCUAGUGGGAUGAACGUGAGCGGUGUGUACAGCAUUGACCCCGGGGUUCCUAUGAACGUCUAUUGCGACAUGGAGACCGAUGGGGGCGGCUGGACGGUUUUCCAGCGUAGAAUUGACGGUUCUGUAGACUUCUUCCGGUCUUGGUCGGACUACAAGAUUGGCUUCGGAAGCGUCUCUUCCGAACACUGGCUAGGUAACGAGAAGAUUCACCGACUGACCGACCAGAAGAAGUACGAAUUACGGAUCGAUCUGGAAGACUUCGACGGAAACACGAGAUAUGCAAAUUACGUUCUCUUUAAGAUGGCUGAUAGGACCGGACUGUACAACCUGACUGUCCAUGGCUAUUCUGGUACUGCAGGCGACGGUCUUAUGUAUCACGACGGCCAAAGGUUCAGCACUCCGGACCGGAAUAACGCCAAGUUCUCGAAUUGUGCAGCUAAAUAUCGGGCAGGAUGGUGGUUCAGGUAUUGCUUUGCGAGUAACCUCAACGGGAUCUACCAAAAUGGCACGGAUACUGGCUUACGACAUUUCAGGGGUGUGAUAUGGCGCGGUGGGCUGCGCAUUGGGGACUCCUUCAAGACGUGUGAGAUGAAGAUUCGCCCGGAACCGGAAGUCGGUUCAGGGGAUUCCCAAGGAGCCACUGCAGUAGGGUGAACACGAGGCGUUUUUUGCACUAACGCCAGUAAGCAGCGAUAAAUGUAACCGUUUACUGUAAUUUAAUAGAUAACAUGAGAUAAAGGCGUUGUUGAAUUCAAGUUCAAGUUUAAGUUUACUUUAUUCAAUACUUUUAUUAAAACGAACAAAGGAAAAACAAACAAGACAAAGUUAAAAUAUAAUACAUGUAUUAAUAUAUAACAUGAGGACGACACAAACGGAGAUGACAUGAAGAGCAAGCGGGAUUUUUGUUUUAAUAAAUAAAUAUGUACAUUAAUUAAAGUAUUUGGAAACUAGGCAAGAAGGCUGUGUAAAAGUCAGUCUCCAUUGAUUGUAUACAAAACUAACGUUUCAAUAAAAGUUAAGAAAAAAGGAAAUAAUUAAUUUUCACACAUACACCCUCUGUCAUACACACCAACACAUACCUAUCGAUCUGUAUGAUGAAAAUUCAAGUUAUAGGUUAUUGCACUAUUGAGUAUUUUUGUAAUGAAUACAAUUUAAAUUUUCUUUUAAAACUAUUCAGUGAUGAGCUCGGUCUAAUGUCUAUUUGGUAUAUCACAACAAAUUUUGGGACCCCUGAAAAAAAUUGUAUUUUGGGAAACCAGUGUUCUUACCCCUGGAAUAUAAACAUUAUUUGAAUACCUUGUCUGGUGGUCAUGAAUAUUCUUAUUGAUAGAUAGAUAGAUAGAUAGAUAAUGGUUUUAUUGAGAAUAAAAGAACAACAAUGCAUCGCGGCCUACAAGGCCGAAUUGGGCAAUGUUUUACAAAUGUAAAAUACAGUAUAUAACAACAUUCAUAUCAAAUAACCUCAAAUUAAUGAACUAAACUUGAAUGAGUAGAUUGUUAAAAAAA
Molecule: messenger RNA, 1646 nt
Organism: Strongylocentrotus purpuratus (purple sea urchin)
Lineage: Eukaryota; Metazoa; Echinodermata; Echinoidea; Camarodonta; Strongylocentrotidae
Product: ficolin-2-like
Exons: 4
Coding region: 150-794 (214 amino acids)
Source: RefSeq, a predicted model, not a curated record